GCAGAGGAGGCGGGAUUAAUGCAUCUCUGCCUGGGAGGCGAAACACUGGGCAGUAAAAUCCCAUCAACACCAACGAUAUUAGCAAACAUGGAGGCAUCAAGCUAGAGAGGCUAACCGGCCAACUAACAACCAGAGAGAGAGAUAUAACAGCUGUAUGAGGAGGGUUUAACGCUGCGGGUUGACAUGCUGUGACUGCUCGGUGUCCUCCAGCAGCAGCAGCGAUGUUGCCCUCAGCCAGCAGCCUGCUCAGGUCUGCUGUCAGGCUGCUGCCAGCACGAGCCUGGAGUCCAGGAUGCGUCCGGUGCUCGUGCAGAAACAUUUCUGUGAAACCAGGAGGUCUGAAACCAAAGACGGUUCCAGCUCGGUACCUGGGCCAGCCCAGCCCUUUCACCCAUCCACACCUCAUCAAACAUGGUGAAGUGACCCCAGGCUUGAGCCAGACAGAGUACGAGCUCCGCAGACACAGGCUGGCCUCAUUCAUCGAGGCCCAGUCAGACAGACUGGGACCCUCUGCCUCCUCUAGCACCCAUGUGGUCAUUGUGUUGUCCCAUCCGACCCGCUACAUGACCAAUGACAUCCCUUAUCCCUUCCACCAGAACCAGGAUUUCCUCUACCUCAGUGGCAUCCUAGAGCCGGACAGUGCCCUGGUUCUGUAUGGGAAAGGACGACCAGACCAGGCCAUCUUGUUCGUCCCCCGCAGAGACCCGGGGAGGGAGCUGUGGGACGGGCCCCGGUCGGGGAAGGAUGGGGCGGCUGCUUUGACCGGCAUAGAGAGAGUUCAUAGCACAGAAGAACUGGGUCUUGUACUCAAGAGCCUUAAAGGCACUGUGCUGUGGUACGACAGUUCUCAGCCCGCCCACCCUCGGCUCCACCAGGCUCACGUGGGUCCCGUGCUGGAGGCGGGGCCGAUGCCGCACACUCUCCGGCCCCUCAUACACUCUCUUAGGGCCCUCAAGAGCUCAGCAGAGGUGGCGCUCAUGCAAGAAGCAGGUCACAUCUCAGCACAGGCUUUUAGGAGGACGAUGGCUCUGUCUCAAGGAGACGUGGAUGAAGCUGUGCUCUUUGCCAAGUUUGAUUUUGAGAAUCGGAUCCAUGGCGCUAACUUCCUGGCCUACCCCCCUGUUGUUGCUGGAGGGAAUCGAGCCAAUACUCUGCACUACAUAAACAACAACCAGAUUAUCAAGGAUGGUGAAAUGGUGCUGCUUGAUGGUGGUUGUGAAUACUAUGGUUACGUCAGUGAUAUUACUCGAACAUGGCCAGUGAAUGGAAAAUUCAGCCCUGCCCAGGCUGAGCUGUACGAGGCCAUCCUGGAGGUCCAGCGCUCCUGUUUGUCUCUUUGCUCUCCGGGCGUCAGUCUGGAUCACAUCUACAGCACCAUGCUGGCUCUGUUGGGACGGCAGCUCAGGCGGCUAGGCAUCGUCAAGGCCAGCGCGAGUGAUGCUGAUCUACUAAAGGCUGCACGACGGUACUGCCCCCACCACGUUGGGCAUUACCUGGGCAUGGACGUCCACGACACUCCUGAGCUGUCCCGCUCACAACCUCUACAGCCAGGAAUGGCCAUCACUAUAGAACCAGGCUUGUACAUCCCUGAGGACAAUGACCAGGUGCCAGAGCGUUUCCGCGGCCUGGGCAUCAGGAUUGAGGAUGAUGUGGUGAUCCGAGACAAGGGAGGCCCUCUGAUUCUGUCCUCUAAUGCACCAAAGACCAUCGCUGAUGUAGAGAAGGCCUGUGCCCAGAGAUAGGGCAGGGAACGACAGACAAGUGAACCACAGCAUCGAUGGCAGGCAGUGCUUUUCCAACCGUCCCCAUGGUGAUGACAUCAUCAGGCUCCAGGGCCCAGGUACAUGAAAGGUGGGAGCACACUGUAAGACUCUGGUUUUAGUCUCAGCGAGGCCUCAAACAUGUAGAAAUCUGGUGUGGAAGAUCCUAGAUUUCUUUGUCUACCUAAAUGUUUAAAGAAACCGGAUUCAUGUUUGCAGUCUUCAACAGUGAAUGAUUUAUGAAGAGCUCUUCAACAGUAAAGGGUGGGUGUAGUUGUGUUGUGUUAAGAGGUUACGGUGUAGCUUUGCAGUCCUUGCACGUAUACUGCACCGUAACUGAUGUAUUCCUCCUCAAAAAUGUAUUUACACGUCAGGGCUACAGCAAAACCAAUCUUGAUCAUGUAUAAUACAUCCAUCUAGUGUUGUGAUGGUGCUAUCAGCGGUUGAAGUCCGACACUGAACUAUAAAUAAGACCUAUAGGAACAACAGUUAACCUCUUGCAUCAAGUAUUCAGCUGAAGAACGAUUGGUUAGACAACAACAGCCAUGGAAGCAUUUUCAUUCUUGAAACCCAUUCGCAUGUUUUUCAGAAUCGCCAUCAUCAUGGCACAUCAGGAUAUACUGUAACUGUUUGUUUGUUGUCUCACUCAAAAAACUUUUUUUUAACCGUACAUAGGCCCUGUUCACACCUGGCAUUAGAAUGCGUCUCCACAUGCGUCUUGAGUGACCACUUGUUAUCUGAUCUCACCUCCCCGUUCUAUAUG
Molecule: messenger RNA, 2523 nt
Organism: Sebastes umbrosus (honeycomb rockfish)
Lineage: Eukaryota; Metazoa; Chordata; Actinopteri; Perciformes; Sebastidae
Gene: xpnpep3
Product: X-prolyl aminopeptidase 3, mitochondrial
Exons: 12
Coding region: 222-1742 (506 amino acids)
Cellular component (GO): mitochondrion
Molecular function (GO): manganese ion binding; metalloaminopeptidase activity
Source: RefSeq, a predicted model, not a curated record